AUGAAUGGUAAAUAGAAAGUUUUCUGGAGGAUGGAGAUUACAUCGAUGGGAUUUGUCAGUAUCACACUUGGAAAACAACCCAAAGUAAAGCACAGACUUGUUACGUUGUGUCCAGGAAAGUAUGGCAAUAAGUAUAUGGCACCCCUUCAAUUUCCUCUCCGAUCAACCUUGAAAGCAGUAACUCCACACUCGGAUUCUAGUCCCACUGGUUCAGACAUGCGUCUUGGACAAGGCCCUCCAGAGGACUUGCUGAGAGAGAUUCAGCGUCUACGAGAAGAAAAUGAGAGAUUAAGAAAGUCUGCAGUUAUUGACUCACCACUGAGUGAUGACCGAGUUGAACCUAUUGAGGACGAUAGACCACUGGGUUUGCCGUUAGAAGAUGGGAAGUUUUUACCCUUUAGUGUUGUAGAGGUGAAGAAUCCUACCUAUAGAAUUAUUCCAAUUCUUGGAGAAGCACAAUUAGUGGAUAGAGAGUUGCUCGUGAACUAUGAACCUGAAAUAUUGGAGACGUUUUGGCAAAACUCUAAAAACAAGCAAGAUAUUGACACAACACUACCUGUUGGUUUAUGGUCCAAAUGCAGUGUUCCUGAGUGGAGCUUUCCUGGUAGACAUGUGGUUGUUCCUUCUUGUGAGAUUAUCUCAUAUGAGAGAAGACCAAUUGGAAUAUUCAUCCCUGGUAGUUUAUUGAAAGUAUCUUUCGUAGAUGGUAUUGACCACAAAGUAUUGAUGAUAUUUGAAACAAAAGAGAACUAUUUAUCACAGAAAGAUUCAAGUGAUGGAAUUUGGCUUUGGCAGUGUCCAGAGAAGUCAACUUUACAAAUCGGGCGGUUAAGAAUAGCAAAGACGGAAUGGAACCCAAUGGGACGGCUUUUAUUAUGUCUUUCACCCAAAAUAGAAAGUCCUUAUCAUGAAGCCCAAACAUUCUUAGAAGUAGAUGAAGUCUUUUAAAAGUUAUAUUCAUUCCUUUUUAGAACUUCUUUGUUUUUUAUAAAAAAGACGAAGCCGUC
Messenger RNA from Galdieria sulphuraria, 1007 nucleotides. RefSeq lists its product as uncharacterized. The record is from RefSeq and is a predicted model, not a curated record. Bases 31 to 948 code for a protein of 305 amino acids. The transcript has a single exon. Lineage: Eukaryota; Rhodophyta; Bangiophyceae; Galdieriales; Galdieriaceae.